Messenger RNA from Stegodyphus dumicola, 2627 nucleotides. RefSeq names its product cell adhesion molecule Dscam1-like. The record is from RefSeq and is a predicted model, not a curated record. Gene Ontology annotation, biological process: homophilic cell-cell adhesion; synapse assembly. Gene Ontology annotation, cellular component: synapse. Gene Ontology annotation, molecular function: protein binding. Lineage: Eukaryota; Metazoa; Arthropoda; Arachnida; Araneae; Eresidae.
AGGACCUAUGUUUGAGUAUGAACCACCUCCGAGGAUCGAUUUUGACAAUUCAACAGGAGCUGUUCUACGAUGCGCUGCUAAAGGGCAGCCAACACCAGAUACUUGGUGGGAGACCAAAAAUGGAUCUGCGGUGAGAGGAAUACCUGGGCUGCAACAGUUGCGUUCUGAUGGAUCUAUGGUAUUCUCUCCAUUCUCCCCGCUACAGUACAGAAGAGAGGUUCAUGAUGCUGUUUACAGAUGUGUUGCGGCUAAUGUUGCUGGAAAAUUAGGAAGCAGAGAAGUUCGUGUUAGAGCUGUGCUGCAGGAUUACAAGGUGACUGUUUACGAUGCUGAGUUUAUUUUCAAAGGCAACGUGGCUUUACUUCGCUGCGAGAUAUCUGGAAAUGGGAAAGAGUACGUCUUUGUAACGUCAUGGCAAAGAGACGAUGGUUUUACCAUUUCAUUAAACGACAAUAAUGGCAAAUAUGCUGUCUUCCCAACUGGCGAAUUUCACAUUCGUAAUGUGGACGAAAGUGAUACCAGUCGAAAAUAUAAGUGCCAGGUGCAUAAUAAACUGAGACGAGAAACUAAAGAAAGUGAACAGUGGGCAAGGAUCAUCAUGACAGAGCCCCAUGCACACGUCCAACCUAGAAUAGUACAUUGGCGAAGAGAGGUGCAAGGAUAUAACGGUGAAACAAUUUUACUUCCAUGCGUGGCUCAUGGCUAUCCUGUACCCACAGUUCGCUGGUACAGACAAGAUUCAAACUUAAUGACAACAUUCGCAGCAAAUCGUAGAUUUAGUGAGCAAGAAGGCUUACUUAUGAUACACAGAGCAACACUUCAAGAUAGUGGAAAAUACAUCUGUGUAGUUAAUAACAGCAAAGGACAAGAACAGAUCCACACAGUUUUAACUGUGAGAGAAACUCUCCGAGCUACGGUCAGCCCUUCGCAGACCUUGGUAACUGUUGGAACAUCGCUUUCACUUCGCUGCGAAGUAACAGGCUCUCCCAUUUUAUACCUUAAGUGGAAGAAAAAUUUAAAAGCAUUAAUUUUGGAUAACAGAAUUCGACAGCAAAGCAAUAAUGUAUUGGAAAUAGCAAAUAUGAGAUUAGGAGAUGAAGGAAUAUAUCAGUGUUUCAUAUAUAAUAGUGAAGAGUCAGCCCAAGGUAGUUCAACUGUCCUUAUACAAGCCGAUCCACCAGUGAUUACAUCCCGCUUUGAAGAACAAACAGUAAAUCCUGGCCAUCCUGUUUCAUUUCGAUGCAUUGCAAAAGGACAUCCACUUCCUAAAAUUACAUGGACAGCAGACAGUGAGAGUAUUCCCUCUUCUCCUCGUCUGAGACUUGGAGAUUUUGUUACGCAGGAUGGAAGUGUAGUGCACAGUUUUCUUAACAUAAGUUCUGUAGAAGUGGGUGAUGGCAAGGACUAUGCUUGUCAUGCUGAUAGCGAUUUCGGAAGAGCUUCUCAUCAAGCAAGACUGAAUGUUCCUUCUUCCCCGGUAGCGCGACCGCCUCAAAACAAAACAGCCUUAGUAGGACAGACAGCAGUUUUUGUGUGUCCAGUUGCUGGAUAUCCACUGACUCAUUUUUCUUGGGAAAAAGAUGGUGAAAGCCUUCCAAACAGUCACCGUCACGAAGUGAGACCUAAUGGAAAAAUCGUGAUUCAUUAUGUGGAAAAAAACACUGACGAUGGUACGUACUGGUGCACAGCGGGUAAUAACAGAGGAGUUUCCGCAAGAGGAAGAAUAGACGUGCACGUAGUUGCUGGCCCUGUUCUAGACCCCUUCUUUUUUCCUGAGAAUUUAAGAGAAGGACGACGCACAACGUUAACUUGCAUUGUGUCUGCUGGAGAUCCUCCAAUAUCCUUUAGAUGGGAGAAAGAUGGAGAACCCAUACAACCAGCCGCACUCGAUGUUACGGUGGAGUACAUGAAUCAGUACACAUCGACUUUAUUCUUUGAAAGAGCGAGUCAGAAACACAAUGGGAAUUAUACCUGUAUUGCUUCAAACCCCUACGCUUCGGCUAACCAUACUGCCAGUAUGGUUCUGAACAUUCCUCCAAGAUGGAUAAUAGAGCCCAAAGAUGUAGAAGUGGUUCAAGGUAGUUCUGUCCGAGCAGAUUGUCAAGCUGAAGGAUAUCCUAGACCGAUAAUAAGGUGGAAACAGCUUGUUGGUUCUAAUGGAGCACCAGAAGCUUUCCAGACCAUCAUGAGCAGUGCGAGAAUGCAAGUACUAGAAAACGGUUCUUUGCUAAUAUUAGAAGCUAGUCCAGCUGAUGGAGGCUCAUUCCUAUGCCAAGCAUUCAACAGAAUUGGUCCUGGGUUAAGCAAGAUGCUUACCAUUACAGUACACGUUCCGGCUCACUUUAAAACGAAGUUUAGUGCCCAAAAAGUGAAAAAAGGAGAGCAAGUAACCCUUUCUUGUAAAGCCCAUGGAGACCGGCCAAUCUCAAUUGCGUGGUACAAAGAUGGAGAGAUUCUCAGUAACGGCACUAUUCCCAGAUACAGUAAGAGGCAAUUUGAUCAUCAUGAUGGUGUGACUUCUCAGCUUAGCAUACAUUCAGCCAGGAGAGAAGACUCCUCUGUCUUCUCGUGUCGUGCAUCUAACUUGUAUGGACAUGAUGAUUCUACUGUGGAAUUAGUCAUCCAAG